AACUGUGUGUGCGUGUGCGCGUGUGUGUGCGGUGUUGAACUCUUCCUGGUUCGGUGUGUUGUUGUCUCAGUCUUCUUCUCUUGGACUCUUUCAGUUUUCAGUCCGUCCCGCUCGGUUCGGGUCCAGCAGCCAGAUGAUGCCGCUGACCGACUAACAGCUGGAGGUUUUGAACCAGCAGUCACUGCUCGUUAACUAGCAACACGUCGCUGGUUAGUGAGCUAACCAUCUGCUAGCUGUAGAAGCCCUGUCAUUAACAGGAUGUUUGCAUCCUGCUGUAACUGGCUGUGUGUGGACUCGACUGAUGUUGAGCAGUCCAGUGAAGGUGAGCGACGUAAUCAGUCGUACACUAACUCGGCCUUCAGCAGCCAGCCGUCCCCUCCUCCACCUGAGCACACCUGUAAGGCCUGCGGGGGGAGCUUCGACACACCUGCCAAGAAGCAUGUGUGCAUGGACUGUAAGAAGAACUACUGUAGCCGUUGCUCCGCCCAGGUGGAGCCCCGCCCCCGCCUCUGUCACACCUGUCAGCGUUUCUAUGGCACCCUGCUGGUGCGGGCGGAGCUCAUGAAGCUGAAAGUGAGGGAGCUCAGGGACUACCUGCACCUGCACGAGGUCUCCACCCACCUGUGCAGAGAGAAGGAGGACCUGGUGGAGCUGGUUCUCAGUCAGCAGUCUUCACCAUCCAGUGAGUCGGCACCUGAGACCCCCAUCACCGACACCACGUCUGUGACGUCUGACCCCCCUGAUCUGACUCCUGACCCCCCAAGCCCGACCUCGUCCCCGACUCCAGCCCCGACCCCUGACCCCCCUGCUGCACAGCCUGAAGUCCCGGCCCCGCCCACAGAGACCACCCCCCCUGAGCCCGACGUUCAGGACGAGGACCAGACCUGGGACCCGGAGGAGGCCCCGGUUUCAGGUCGCAGGGCCUCCCUGUCCGACCUGAGCUGUCUGGAUGACAUCGAGGUGCUCAGCGUCCGACAGCUGAAGGAAAUCCUCGCCAGGAACUUUGUGGACUACAAAGGCUGCUGUGAGAAGUGGGAGCUGAUGGAGAGGGUGAGCCGGCUGUACCAGGACCAGCAGAACCUCCUGGCUGCCAACGCUGUGAACGCCUCAGAGUCUGGCGGCGGCGGUCCUACAGGUCUGGAGGAGAACCUCUGUAAGAUCUGUAUGGACUCUCCCAUCGACUGCGUCCUGCUGGAGUGUGGUCACAUGAUCACCUGCACCAAGUGCGGCAAGAGGAUGAGCGAGUGUCCCAUCUGCCGCCAGUACGUCAUCCGAGCCGUCCACGUCUUCAGGUCCUGAGUGCAGCGACCUGACCAGCACCCAGGACGAACCAUCUCCAAAGCAAUAACCUGCACACUUCCUCCUGAAGGGACCUUUAAGUGACAGAAAAUGUUUUUAUUUUGUGAAUUCUAUUUUUCUAGUGUAAAUAAGAUGUGUGGUUCGUCCAUGUGAAGACAUAAGAAGUGACCUUAUCAGACUGCAGAGCUGCUGUUCGAUCACAAACACUGAAUGUACAGAGCGACUCUGACAGCUUCACCGAGGUGCAUCGCAUGAACCCUUAAACUCCUGGACUGAGGAUCCUCGGUGCCUUCACCAGCUCCUCACCUCCUCCUGGAACCUCAGCAGGGAAUCCUGAGGCUGCUGAGAAGUUUCAGGACACUGAAGGAGGCGUAAAUCUACCAAAGUGAGCCGUGGCUUCACCUUGACAGGUGAGGAGGGUCCGCGCACACCUUCAGAUAGUCACCACAUGGCCUUUGACUUCCUGUUUGUUUACAGAGGACCUGUUAGUGAAGCUCCCACUCAGAUAUCAGCCGUCUUAAUUUUUACACAGUGAACAUGUGUAAUAAAACCCAAACUGCUGAUUAAAGCUGCUCAGAUGUCAGCAGUUUACCAUGGAGGAGAAUAACUGUGUUCACUCAACAACAGAUUAUUAAAACUGCCUUCAGAUCAGUUUAUUAACAGGAUAAUAACCUCUGACCUCAAGCCCCGCCCCCAGCGCAGGUGUUCAGGACUUCACCUGUCAAUCUCACCUUGAGCUUCCAGCAUUGAUAGACUGAGUAUAUUAAUGUGUUACAGAUUCGAAGGUCAGUAGAUUAAAGAAUAAAUAUCAGCAUGAGACAAAAUAAAGUGGAAGGCUCUCGUAGAACUACAGAGUGAUGUAAUCUGUAGUCCUAACACCUGGACAUCUGUUAGCAUCUGUUAGCAUUGUAGCUCCUCUGGUUCCCUCAUUACCACAGUAAAUGUCCCACAGUUUAAUUAUAAAGCUCUUCUGUGUGUUAAAAUGGUUAGUGGUUGCUAACAAGUGUCUAAAUGAGACUACAGAGGAUUUAAUUUAAUUCCUGCUUCAAACAUAAUGGAGUGGUUGUUCAUCUGUGAAGAUUAUCUUGAUGAACGAAGCCUGGGAGGAUCAGAAAUUUGAGAUUAUUUUCUGCAAUAAUCCAAAAUCCAAUUCAGAGGAACCAGGACGAUGCUAACUUCAGUGAGCUUUUAAUAAUACAUUGUGGCUGCAACACUCUUGUAGAGAAAAUGUUGUGAGUCAGUUCUUCAGAGCUUGUGGUCGUGUUGAGUUGAAACGUGUGACGGAGCGUCUUAACACGCUGUCGCUGUGCUGGACCGGGAACAAGACGACUUUCUAGAUAUUAUGUGUUUGUUUAAAUCUCCAUCAGGUGUAAAACCGACAUCAGCCUCCCUGAGAGACAGAGCUGCAUGACGUGUGUGUGUUUACCAGCAGACUGUCUCUCUGGUUUGAAGUUAAAACACUGAUUGCACUAAUCUGUUGAUGCUGAAGCAUUUGGAAGAAGAAUAAUGUGUUGUGGAGAGACGAGGCCAGAGAGACAUUUUGUCCUGUUCGUUUUCCUUGAGUUUUGUUGUUGUGGUGUAGUUGAGGGUUAUUUUUGUUUUGUGUUAAUAUUUUUGAGUUAAUUUUCUUUUUGUGAGACGGUUGGAUGGUUGGAGCGUCCAGCUGUUGUAAACUUUGGGAUCACACAUUUUAUUUGUAAUAUUUGUUUUGUCAUGAUCAGCCGCGGUACGUUUUACUGUGCUUUGAUUUUUCCGCUAUAAUUAAAGUGAAUAAUGUUGUAAUGGCAGCACUGUGCGAGCUUCAUAUGAUCAAGCUUCCUUUAGACAGAAACACACAAUCCUCUUCUUCAGCUACUGAGACCAGCACAGCUGUUAGCUAACGUGCUAGCAUCUGGCUGUGUGUUUGUCUGUAGCGCUGUGCUUCCACAGAAAUAAACCAGUGCCUCCUCGA
Molecule: messenger RNA, 3250 nt
Organism: Acanthopagrus latus (yellowfin seabream)
Lineage: Eukaryota; Metazoa; Chordata; Actinopteri; Spariformes; Sparidae
Gene: rffl
Product: ring finger and FYVE-like domain containing E3 ubiquitin protein ligase
Exons: 8
Coding region: 259-1299 (346 amino acids)
Biological process (GO): negative regulation of extrinsic apoptotic signaling pathway via death domain receptors; protein K48-linked ubiquitination; proteasome-mediated ubiquitin-dependent protein catabolic process
Cellular component (GO): cytoplasm; plasma membrane
Molecular function (GO): ubiquitin protein ligase activity
Source: RefSeq, a predicted model, not a curated record